GCGUGGUGUUUAUAGUUUCCCGCAUCGGAACCGUUCAGGCAGCAAAUUUUACGUUCGCUCCAUUUCCAUUCUAUAAUUUCUUCUCGCCAUUCAUGCGCGAUUGUGUGUAAAAAUUCUCGCGUAAUAAUCUCAAAGUGUGUAGUAUUUGCGCAUGGUCUUUGAACAAAACCGAAAAUACACAGGUGUAAUACGAAAUCAGUGGUGAAGUGUCGAGGUCAUUUCUGCCGACUUCAAAGUGUGACAAAAAAGACACGAGGAACAUCAUAAUAUUUACCUGGUCCAGCUCAGCAGCAUCAACCCCCACAUUUUGGACAUCCCCCCAGAAGGGCUUACGAGUCGAGAGUGUUUAUUGCGUUGGAGCAUUAAGAAGAUUAAUCAUAACUGUUUUCUCGGUCAACAUCUGCUGCGUGACUCUUCAGUGACGAGAAAUUUCGUCUAGUGCGAGACUAGUGACAAAAAUUAAACAUUCCGCUUCGAAUUGGUUCUGUUUUGGUCCAUUUUCGGUUGACAACAAGCGAGCGAAACGAGAGAGGAAGGAAGAAACCUAUCGCAUACGACAUACGACCGCAUAAGCGAAGCGAACAAAAACUCGUCGCGAGUUGCAUGUGCUUUUUUUGCGUCGAAUCGAAAUUGACUGGCUGCCGUUUCGUUUCGUCAAAAGUAAACAUUAGGGUUCCGUUUGUUUACCAUCCCGUUUCUGGAUAUCGAGAUAGUGACCGUGCGGAAGGAAGGACAGGUGCCUUCGAGGAGAAUCAAUACAAUACCAGAGUGAUACUUUAAUCCAGAACUCUGUUCCGGAUUGCACCCCGAGUCAUCGAUCUGUUCUGUGUGGUACAGCGCGGGUAAUCGUUUCGCUAAUGCUCGGCCUCAGUAGCAACAGCCCCUAGCGACUACUACUACAAUGACCGACAACAACAAUUUCCACCACAUCCCGCAGCACGUGUUGAAACAUGAGACGAUCCAGUCGUCGUCCUCAUCGCCGCCUCAGCAGCCCCAAUUCCAGGUGUACUAUCACCACCAGCCGGCGUCACAUGGACAGCCGCAUGGACCUCCGAAGGGUGCGAUAAAAAUGGUCGAAACCGUUCCCGCCGACCUUUCGGCUUCCAGUACCGGUUUGGACUACAGCACUCACCAUCACCACCCGCAGCAAAUCAUCGAGUACGACCCGGUCAGUGAUCCGAACCAUCCGGUAAAUGUGGUCAUUGAACAUCAGCAGGUGGUGGAAACGCAACCGACCAUUGAGCAACAGGAACAGAGCGUGAUAGAGGCUCUCUGUCAGCAAGCUCAUCAAAAUCGGUUACACCAAGAACAGCAGCAAAUAGCCAAGGGAAAACGGAUGCGAAUGGACAAUGUACAACAUGAAAAUGGAUCUGGUUAUCCAAGCGAAGACGAGGAUCAUGAAGAUCCUCGGAGAAAGCUCGUUAUCCAUCAGGGACCUGGCGGAGAAUCUAUCGAGGAGCAGGAGCAAAGUAUUAUCGAAGCGCUCUAUCAGCAACAGCAGCAGAACCAGCUCCGGAAGCAACUCAUCCAGCAUCAGCAGCACCACGAUGGUGAUCAUCAGCUGUCCUACCAGAGACGGUCGCCCAGCCCGCCGUCCAGGUCGCUUUCUCCCUCCCAAUCUCCGACCGUUUCGGGUACAACCGAUUCGCUCAGUUCUCGCAUCACACCCGCAUCUCAGCCCCCGCAACCGAUCUCGUUGGCCAACAUCAACCAGAGCAAUUUUAUCGCUCGGUUGAUCAGCAAGGACAACAUCCUGCUCAUCUCGGAGGACCUGAUCGAAAUCGGGCGGAACUCGUCCCGGGCGCAGGUGGAUUUCCACGUCGGCCGGAACAGUUUCGUGUCGCGGAAGCACCUGCUGUUGCACCAUGAUCACACGGAUGGGGAGUUCUACUUAUCGUGUUUGAGUAAAAAUGGUGUCUUCAUUGAUAACAUUUUCCACCGGAAAGGUGCCGAGCCGUAUUUGCUGCCCAGAGUUUGCAACAUACGUUUUCCAAGUACAAAUAUAAAGAUCCAGUUCGAGAACUUGUACCACAAAAACAACUCCGAUGGACCUCGUGACCUGCUGGACACCAGCUGCGGACCGUACGCUGCCAGCAGCAGUACGAUGCAACUCACCGGCAAUGGUCCCUCGAACAACAGCGAUAUGCAUCCCGCCUCUAUUUCCACAACAAGCAGCACCAGCAUGUACGCCCCGCUUAAGAUCUCCAUACCUCCCGAACCGCCCAGCUCGUCUUCGAUGGAACACAUGGAUUUGAGCGGCCGUAUCCGGGACAAUGGCAAGAGUCCGUACCCUUCGCCGACCGGUACCAUCAGUGCUGCCAACAGUUGUCCCACGAGUCCCCGCCAAGGAUAUCACGACUUUUCCGUCUACACGUCUGGCCAUAUUGGUCCAGUGGGCGGAAUACUCAGUCACGACCUCGGUGGACCAACCGGCGGCCACUUGGCUUCGAGCAGCAGCGGAGGCGGCGUCGGCAGCCACAGCUUUAACGAUUUCCAACCCCCGGCAACGUCGCAGUCGCUGGAGAACGAAAAACCGCCGUACAGCUACGCCCAACUGAUUGUGCAAUCGAUUUCCGCCUCCCCGGAGAAACAGCUAACGCUGUCCGGAAUCUACUCGUUCAUCUCGAAGAACUAUCCGUACUAUCGGAACGGAGCAAACAAGGGCUGGCAGAACUCCAUCCGGCACAAUCUAAGCUUGAACCGCUACUUCAUUAAGGUGCCCCGCUUGCAGGACGAACCGGGCAAGGGAAGUUUCUGGCGUAUCGAUCCCAACAGCGAGCUGAAGCUGAUAGACCAAAGCUACCGAAAGAGACGCCAGCGGGGAAGCCAGUGCUUCCGGACGCCGUACGGCAUGCCGAAAUCGGCCCCCGUUUCGCCCACUCCGAUGGAUCCGGAAAGCAGAGAAGGCUCACCGUUGCACGACAUGCUGCUCCAGUCGGCGCCUGGUUCGCCGGGACAGGUGGCGGCCAACGCGUAUGUUCACAGCAGCACCGGCACCAGUGUGGCAGGCCAUCCCGGGCAGGAAGAUUUUCUGGCAAAACAACCCACCAAACGAGUUCAUCCGGAGUCUGUUGGUCAAUUGUUCAAACAGCAUCAACCGCAACCUGUAGCAUCAACCGUAGUAGCAGCACCCACAACUUCAGCGGCCCCGGCGGCAGCUGCAGCUGAUCCAAACCACCUGUAGACAGGCAGAGGCACGAUCGCAAUCGCAGUGAGAUUUUCCAUCACCUAUUUCCGUUUCCAUUCAUACCGCGUAAGGCAAAAAUGGGGAAACAACUUUUAUUGAUCAUAUGAGUAUGUACACAUAUUUUAGUGUUACUACCAACACACAUUAUAAUAAAAUUGUAGGUAAAAUCAAAAUACGAACAAAACCGCUAAUGUGUUCGUAUUAAUAUAUAAAUUGUUGAUAAGCAUAAACACUGGGAAUACAACACAAAAAACAACUUGAAUAACAUUAAAUACAAAAGCAAACAAGUCGAAAGAAAAAAUGUUGUAACAAAACAACCUAGUUUGUAAGAGUUUUGACUAAUGCAGAAAUUAUUCUAUUUAGUAGAAGUGCUUGUUGUACCAUGUCGAUGUCGUCGUCGUCGUUUUUAGCUAAAUAAGCCUAAGGUGUUUCCUCCUAGGUUCUCUCUCUGCGCGUUGCGUUUGCUGAGAUCUAAUUUCGGGUCAGGAACUCUAAGACGUUUGACCAAAUACCGAUCCCUACGCUCCGAUUUCCUCUCGAUUGUUGUUUCCAAGAGAGCAACCGUUAAGCGUAAGGAUUCUAGUUGGUAAUGUCCUGUAUCCUCCAGGAAGCUAUGAUCAAGCGGACAAACGAUGUCUAAUUCAGGUACUCAGCGGAAUUGAUGGCAUGUGCUACGUAAUAAAUGGUUAAUUGAUGUUCAUGACUUGAACCAAAAUUCUCAACUUUUCUCUAGAAACGAAAAGUAGCAAAAGAGUGCGACACAACCAGCCAAACCAUUGAAGCAUAUUAACGAUCGAACAAAAUGUUUUAAGUAAGCCAGAGGAACAAUAGUGAAGAGAGAACAUUGCAGGAGGUACGAACAGAACUCACAGACAGUAGACCCAUAAACACACAUACACACAACACAUAAAGAAACAAACAAACUCACUCACACAUACAUUGGAUCAUUUUUUGAUUGUUAUUAAAGCUCUGUUGGGUUCGUGAA
Molecule: messenger RNA, 4172 nt
Organism: Aedes aegypti (yellow fever mosquito)
Lineage: Eukaryota; Metazoa; Arthropoda; Insecta; Diptera; Culicidae
Product: forkhead box protein K2
Exons: 5
Coding region: 902-3184 (760 amino acids)
Biological process (GO): regulation of transcription by RNA polymerase II
Molecular function (GO): RNA polymerase II cis-regulatory region sequence-specific DNA binding; DNA-binding transcription factor activity, RNA polymerase II-specific; protein binding
Source: RefSeq, a predicted model, not a curated record